Messenger RNA from Phycodurus eques (leafy seadragon), 1956 nucleotides. RefSeq names its product cdc42 effector protein 4-like. Lineage: Eukaryota; Metazoa; Chordata; Actinopteri; Syngnathiformes; Syngnathidae. The record is from RefSeq and is a predicted model, not a curated record. The transcript has 2 exons. Bases 174 to 1163 code for a protein of 329 amino acids.
AUUUCAUUGGAGGCGUGUGUCCCCCCCCGCCAUUGUCAUUCUGCUGGGGGACCUCAACGUGGGACCGGCUUUAUGAAUGGGAUGCUAAGGUUCCCGUGCUGACUGUUGAGGAUUGUUCAUCCAGGAUUUUUGACCGUCCCGCGAGCUAAAAAGGAGAAAAAAAAUCCGCCGUCAUGCCCAUCCUAAAGCAGCUGGUGUCCGGCUCCUCCCAGAAGAACCGGCGCUCCCGCACCGACCUGACCCGGGAGAUGAUCAGCGCGCCGCUGGGCGACUUCCGCCACACCAUGCACGUGGGCCGCAGCGGCGACGCUUUCGGCGACACCUCCUUCCUCAGCACGCGCUCGGGCGAACCCCCCGCCCAGACCGCCUCCUUCCCCAGCUCCCCUCGGCCGGGCCUCCUGUCGCGCACUUUCCGCAGCAGCAAGCGCUCGCAGUCCACCACCCGAGUGGACCAGCAGCGAGAGCACCCCCUGGUGGUCUCCGGAGGCUCUCCCACUUACGUGAAAAACGCCAUGUCUUUGCCCUUCCUCAACGACGAGGACAGAGCCGACGGCGUGGCGGCCAAGAGUCUCUCCCCGAGUCCUUUAAAGCAGCUCAGCGAAGGCGAUGGCGGGGACGCCGCGGCCACCGGAACGUACUUCCUGGAGCUGGAGGAGCGCCGCUUCGGGGAACCCGGCGAGCUCCCCGAGAAGUGGAGCCCCCCCGGAAGCGGAAUGAAGCACGCCGAGUCGGUCAUGUCCUUCCACCUGGACCUGGGCCCGUCCAUGCUGGGGGACAUCCUGGGCGUGAUGGAAAAGGAGGACGACGACCUCGGCUACGAGGAAGGCAAGAGCAGCGAGGGCCGCGCCUCCCCGCCACUCGGCGCCCACGGAGAAGAAGAAGACGACGCCGGGAGGACGGCGGCGGUGGCGAAAGUGCCUCAGAGCAGCGAAACCGAGGCGUCCUACACCCCCCAGUACACCCCGGAGGUCCUCCCCAAACACUUGCAGCACCUGGACAGCUGCUCCGUGUCCAGCUCGGGCUCGGCGGCCCUGGACGAGAAGGCUCGGGCGUACGCGGCCGACACGGACAGCGCCACCUUCAGCGCUCCGCCGGAAGAGGAGAGCCACUUCUCGUCUUUCUUAGACGACGACGACGACGAAGAUGAUGAGAUCCGCGUAUGAGAAACUCUGGAAUGUUGUUUACGUAAGCAAGUAGCACCCCCUGAGAGUGGAGUUGGAUUGUGGGAAUCGCGAGGAAUUCAUUUCUUCUCGCUCAUUGAAUAUGGAACAUUCCAGAAGAGGGCCACCGAGGACCGCUUGGAACGGAAAAGUUUUUUUUCUUCCCAGCAUCUCAUUCCCCCACCCGCCCCCCCCCUCCUCCCCCUCCUCUCAUCACCACAGGACCGGCACUCGGGUAUCUCCUCCUCCAUCAGAAUAUAAAUGACGAGUGCCGCUGUGCUGCCGGGCUCCCGUGUCGCCGCUUCCUGUGGAAUUCUUCUGGUUUUUUUUCCUGCCCGCCAGCUGCACAUUUCUGACAGUAAACGAGAGCCUAAUGGUGGACGUUGAGCAUUAAGUGUAUAGCGAGAGCAAGCGCGGAAGGUUUGUCUUAAGGCCACAGUAUCCUAUUUCCUCAAAUCGAUGCCGUGUGCGUGACACCCAAACAUGAUCUGACAGACGGUGCUGUAGUUUUGGUUAGCAACAGCGUUUAAAUCCGUCCGUGUGUGAAUAAUAGCUUCCAUGGGCUGACUUUUUUUUUUUUUUUUUUUUUGUGAUGGAAAAUGGCAGCGGGCAGCACGGUGUUGGCGUGGUUCGUAUAUCUGCCUGACAGUUGAUUGGUUCUGGGUUUGAAUCUCGUUCAUGGUUUUCCAGGGCUUCUUGUGCAUUUUCUCUAAGUAAUAAGUACAAUUAAAAAAAAAUGUAAAAAAAAAAAAAAAAACUCAGUUUGUUGCCAAUAAAUACACAUGAUUGACAACAC